GGGCACUUCCUACACUAGUUCUUCCAUUGCAAACUCGAGCUUCCGGCUAAGAUAACUUUGUGGACUUAUCACCACGUCCUCACCUUCUUCUUAUGAAAUGACCCUCGUGGCGAAUGAAUAUGGAAAUUUAGAGAGGACUGCUUCAGCUGAAGUAGUUGGGGUACACACAGCUACAUAUUUAAAUAGAGAAUGUGGCAUUGCCCCUAUAAAUAUUUGGGUAGGUUUUCCAAUAUUCUAUUGAGGUUUAGGCAAAAAAAUGGAGAGAGGAAAAGAAGAUUACAUAGCUCACUGUCUAAUCUUGCCGUAUCCAAGCCAAGGUCAUGUAAAUCCUAUGCUCCAAUUCGCCAAACGAUUAAGCCAUAAAGGCGUCAAAAUCACUUUAGUCGUAACAAAAUUCUUGCACAAAACUAUGCAAGAAUUUUCAAGCUUCCCGAUUUCCCUGGAAACGAUCUCUGAUGGAUUUGACGAAGGAGGGAGGGCUCAGGCUGAGAGUUUAGCAGCAUACCGGAAUCAGUUUCGACUUGUUGGAACAGAAACUUUAUCCGAACUUGUGGAGAAGCACAAAACAGAUUAUGCUGUAGAUUGUAUAAUUUAUGAUCCAUUUCUGUCAUGGGUUCUUGAUGUCACCAAGAAAUUUGGAUUAGUUUCUGCUGCACUAUUCACUCAAUCUUGUUCUGUGGACAAUAUUUAUUAUCAUGUAUACAAGAAGGAGUUGAAACUUCCUCUUCUAGAGACUCAAAAAAUUAUGAUUCCUGGAUUACCACCACUGGAAUCUUCAGAUAUGCCUUCUUUUAUUUCUGUUCAUGGGUCACAUCCUGAAUCUUUUGAAAUGUUAUUGGAUCAGUUUCAGAAUUUGGAGAAAGCAAACUGGAUUCUUGUGAACACUUUUCACAAGUUGGAAGAAGAGGUGAUUAAUUCGAUGACAAGGUUUUUUCCAGUGAAGGCAAUCGGCCCGACGAUACCUUCCAUGUAUAUAGACCAGAGGCUGAAGGAUGACAAAGAAUAUGGUUUUAGCAUCUUCAAGCCUAUCAGUGAUGUGUGCAUAAAAUGGCUAACUGAACGAGCAAGCAGAUCGGUUGUUUAUGUAUCCUUCGGAAGUUUGGCUCAGUUAGAAGCCGAGCAAAUGGAAGAAUUGGCGCAAGGCUUAAAAACGUGCAAUGAGUACUUCUUGUGGGUAGUUAGGUCAUCCGAAGAAUCUAAGCUUCCCGAAAACCUUUCAGAGGAGACGUCAAAGAAAGGACUAAUUGUGUCGUGGUGCCCACAAUUAGAAGUAUUGGCACACAAGGCCACAGGAUGCUUCAUCACACAUUGUGGUUGGAAUUCGACUUUGGAGGCGUUGAGUUUGGGAGUUCCAUUGGUGGCAAUGCCUCAGUGGACUGACCAAAGCACGAACUCGAAAUUUAUUAAGGAUGUUUGGAAAAUUGGAAUCGAGGCUAAGAUAGACGAGAGAGGAAUAGUCGAACGAGCAGAAAUCGUUCGUUGCAUAAAUCACGUCAUGGAGGGAGAGGAAGGGGAAGAGAUCAGAACAAAUGCCAAAAAAUGGAAAGAAAUUGCAAGAGAGGCAAUCGAUGAGGGAGGGAGUUCUGACAAAAACAUCGAAGAAUUUAUAUCUUCACUUAUGAGCAAUACUUCCACACAGUAAUGUGAUUGAUUCACUCUUUAGUUCUAUGCAAGAAAUGUCUUACUUUACUACGUAGAUCGUCUUUUCUUUAAAUAAUAAGUGUCUUAUCUACUCAUUGUUAUUUAUUCUCAUUUCUAGUCUUAUAAAUCCAGUAUAACCACAUGUCCAUCAUUUUCUAUA
Olea europaea var. sylvestris is the source of this 1801-nucleotide messenger RNA. Its product is annotated as UDP-glycosyltransferase 74F2-like. NCBI's taxonomy places the organism in Eukaryota, Viridiplantae, Streptophyta, Magnoliopsida, Lamiales, Oleaceae. The record is from RefSeq and is a predicted model, not a curated record. Gene Ontology annotation, molecular function: UDP-glycosyltransferase activity. Bases 257 to 1642 code for a protein of 461 amino acids. The transcript is spliced from 2 exons.